UUUCUUCAAACAACGAUGGCGUCGAGAAGAACAACAACUGUGCCAAGUAGUUUUAAAAAUCCCACCACCGACACGAAAAGCUCUAAGAGUGGGAAUAACGUUAAUAAAGCUAACAACAGCGGAAACGGGAAGAAAACCGUUAAAUCAAGUGGGACUAUUGUCAAGUCCCGGUACAUGCAGUCAGCUGAGAAGACAUCUCUCUCAAAGAGUAACUCAUUAACCAAUGAGUCUAUUGCUGUACCACUGAGACCCUCCUCACCUAAACCCACUGGUGUCAGACCAAAGGUGGGCACCCCCCCAAGACGAUCUGUGGCACCGCAGGCUCUUGCGACAUCAAUAAUGGCACGGGAAAAUGAUCCAUCACUUCUUGGGAGAAGUGUUUUACAGUCCACUUUCUCACAUGGACACUGCUUUCGCCCAGAGUUUGACAUUUCAGUGAUUAAAGAGAAAACUGUUGGAAAUGCAGUAGAACCAGAGAGAAACCCAGAAGGUGACAAAGGAGUCAUUGAGAUGCAAACUUUCUUGCUGGCAUACCUCACAGCCAAGAUGGAGAGCAAUACUGCGAAGAUGAGGGCUGAGGCAGAGGCAAAGAUACUGCAAGAGAUGGAAGAGGAGGAAGCGCUUUAUAAUGAGGUCCAGGAGAAGAAGCGCCAGUAUCUGCUCUUGGAGAAGGACAAGCUCGCAAAUGAGCUGCUGGAUUUGCAGAUUGCUGCACUGACUCCUGUGGCAGAAGCUGCCAAGCAGUUCACAAAGGAAUACAAGUCUUUUGCCUCAGCCAUCGACACCACUCGACAUGCGUUACCUGUCAAGAAUUUCUACAUUGAAGGAGACAGAAGGGAAUUUCUAGAUAAAGCAGAGUCUUGCCUCAAGGAGAGUGAGAAGCUACUGAGGGAGUGCACAGAUGGUGAUCAUCAAAAUAACAGUUCAUCUCUUGAGUGCCUUAGGAACAUGAAAAUGGCUUCAAAGGACAUCAGUCAGCAGCUAUCAGGGACGUUUUCGGAGCUGCUGGAGUUGUCAUCGUUGAUCUGCCGUCAGACAAUCCACAUCCAGCAGGCGGCAGAGGAAGAGCAGUUGGGUACUAGCAGGACUCGCAAACUCUACUGCCCCAAAGAGUGAAAGGCACCACACAAAAAGGAAUAUACAGUACAUGCACUUUGAACACAGACCUCUGUCCCUUCUAUUUCCUUAUUUGUCUUGAAUGUGGUUUACUGUCAUGUUUUGUUUGUUUAUUUGUUUUUUCCAGCAGCUUUUUAGAAAUGUAGAUAUAGAGUAUUGACUGUUUUAUUGCUGCAUUUUGUUAAUAAAUGGACAAAAAACAGAAAAAUCUGGAGGAAAUAUUCAAUAUGUACAUUUCUGUGCAAAUAUAUAGUACCACCACGUUAUGCUGAAUAAAGUUCUAAAAAGAA
Messenger RNA from Sphaeramia orbicularis (orbiculate cardinalfish), 1406 nucleotides. RefSeq names its product HAUS augmin like complex subunit 8 (gene haus8). Lineage: Eukaryota; Metazoa; Chordata; Actinopteri; Kurtiformes; Apogonidae. The record is from RefSeq and is a predicted model, not a curated record.